This is a messenger RNA of Lontra canadensis (Northern American river otter), 1369 nucleotides long. RefSeq names its product nucleosome assembly protein 1-like 1. Gene Ontology annotation, cellular component: chromatin; nucleus. NCBI's taxonomy places the organism in Eukaryota, Metazoa, Chordata, Mammalia, Carnivora, Mustelidae. The transcript is spliced from 2 exons. Gene Ontology annotation, biological process: nucleosome assembly. Gene Ontology annotation, molecular function: chromatin binding; histone binding. The record is from RefSeq and is a predicted model, not a curated record. The coding region runs from base 571 to 1167 and encodes 198 amino acids.
CUAGCGCCUCCAGAGGUGGAAGAGCCAGGAGAAGGACCAGCUCCCCAGGACCAGGAGCACCCAAGAGAGGAAGCGGAGGUCCGGGUGGGCGAGUACCAGGCAGAGGGCACCUCGCCCUGGGGGCCGCAGGAACCAACAGAGGAGGCUGUAUCCCAAAAGGCAGAGGAACCUACAGCAGAGGCUCACGGAAAAGAGGACGAGGCCCUGGGCGAUGCCUCCAAGUCCUCGGAAGCUGGGGCCUGUGCCCCCGACAAGGUCCAGGUUGGCGAGUGGCCGCCAAGUCCUCGGGCCCUUGCAGCCCCCCUUGGGGCACCCAGCUCAAAGGCAGGCGGUGCUCAGCACUUGCCUUUAGCGGUGAAGCAGCGGGUCAAAGCUCUCAAAAAUCUUCAGGCCCAAUAUGUACAAGUGGAAGCUCAAUUCUACAGAGAUUUUCACGAUCUAGAGAAAAAGUAUGCGGCCUUCUACCAGCCUUUGUUUGAUAAGAGAUCUGAGAUCGUCAGUGCAAUCUAUGAGCCCACAGAAGGUGAAUGUCAGUGGCAAGUAGGUGUCCAGGAAGGCGCGUGGGGGGAAAUGGAAAGAGAGCCUGCGGGAAAAGGGCCAACAAACGGCAUACCUCACUUUUGGUUGACGGCUUUUAAAAAUGUGAAGAUCCUUGGGAGGACGAUCCGAAAAAAUGACGAACUUGUACUAGAGCACUUGAAAGAUGUAAAAAUUAAAUUUUCAGGGUUCGAGGAACCAAUGAGCUUCACCAUAGAAUUUACCUUCAAGUCCAGCGAAUACUUUUUCAAUGAAAUCCUGACUAAAACAUACCAAAUGCGAUCAGACCCAGAUGAUUCUGAUCCCUUCCUCUCCAAAGGCCCAGAAAUUAUCAGCAGCACAGGAUGUGAGAUCUACUGGAAAGAGGGGAGAAAUGUCACCAUGAAGACGAGCAAGCUGCCGAAAGGUGAGGACCGCAGAAUCAUUGUAUCCACCACCAAGAAGACGCCCAGCUACUCUUUCUUCACCUACUUCUAUCCUCCUGAUUCUCCUGAGGGCAGAGUUGUCGAUGUCGCCACCGAUUAUAAAUUGGGCUAUUUUUUCCGUGAAGUUCUGGCCCCAAAGUCCGUAUUAUUCUUCACCAGUGAAGCCAGUGAAUGUAAGUGUGGAAGCUCUGAUGAUGAGGCCUGAGAAGCUGGAGGUGAGGAAAAGAAAGCAGACGAGAUCAGAAAUGAAGAACCUGAAAAAGGGCCUGAAAAGUAUCUGGACCCAGGAGAGAGCAGUUCCUGAGAACCCAGUUUGGAGGCAUAGUAAGACAUGAACGAAGAAAGCCACAAUGAAUUUGUUCUUCAAGGAAUGGAGAUUUUCUGAUAUUUAUUUGUCUUUCGAAAUU